UUUUCUCAGUACGCGAAGAACUCUGAACGCAGGCGGUUGCUUUUGGCUCUUGACAGAUUUGCUCGAUAUUUGUUCCGUUAUUUGCUCUCGCAAACGCUCGCUCCUGCUCCGCGCCAAAAGUCCAAAUCGAAGAAUCCAUCAGCAAAGCAUCAUCAGCGGUGACUGCGACGAGGGGAGAACAGAGUAAAAGAAACCGAAAAUAAAUAUGUGAGUGCGUGUGCGUGCUUGCCUCCGUCUCUGUGAGUGUGUGUGUGUGCGCGUAUGUGCGUUUAUUUUUAAGCACCGGCCCCAAAGGCAAAUGUGAAGUGCAAGCGAGAAGGGAAUUCAAAACCAAAUCAGAAAUAGCCCCGCCACUAGGGAUAGAAAGAGAGAGGGCGCGCCGCAAGCACCGCAACAAACACCGUUUGACAGAAUGAGAGCGCAGCCCAGCACAAAGUCGGCCGCCCAGUGGCCGCCCCUCCUCGGGCUUCUUGGACUUAUCGGGAUCGUUGGGAUCCUCAAGCCCACAGUGGCAGCUGCCGCGAGCAGCGCCUAUGGCGCAUCCUUCAUAUCCAAUCCGAGCAUUUAUGCCUACUCCGUGGCCAAUCAGCAGGCGCCCAAGGACAAUGACAUCAAGUUCGCCUCCACCGCCACUGCCGCCGCAGGGGCACAGUCCCCCGGAGACUCCAAUUUGAAUCGCAACUACUACUACACCAACAACAAUGCUGAAUCUAUGGGUGAGGGCCUGCCUGCAGCUCCACCCACACAGCCCGCUCCGCAGACGGGCUGCACUCUGGACCGCCUGGCCGUCUACAAGGUCGUCCUGCACACCUACUGGACCAGGGAGCUAUUCCCCAAACACUAUCCCGACUGGCGACCCACCGCCCAAUGGACCAAGACUUUAGGUCGCACACACAAUUCCAACUAUGCGCUUUACCACAUCGGGCAGCCGGCGACGGGGGCUGUCAAACAGUUCACCGAGACGGGCAGGACGGACCUGCUGGACAGCAGUGUGGGUGAGCAGCAGCAGCAGCAAAUGCAGCUGCAGUCGCAGACAGGCAAAUCGCAACCGGGACGAUCCACAGCCACCACCGCCGCAGCCACAGCCCCAUCAGCAGGAGCCUCCGCUGCCACAGCAUUCACUGCCAGCGAACGUAGCGUUUUCGACGAGUUCAGCCUCCCAGCGAUUCAAUUGGGCGCCGGACGCAGCGAGGCGAAGGUGUUUGUCGACAGCAAUCAUAGCAUGGUGUCGCUAAUGACACGCAUUGUUCCCUCGCCGGACUGGUUCAUAGGCGUUGAUUCAUUUGAGCUCUGUGUGGGCGGCUCCUGGAUAGACACGGUGACCGUUGAGCUGGAUCCCUUGGAUGCGGGCACCGAUAAUGGGUUCACUUUUACAGCGCCCAAUUGGCCGACGGCGCCACAGGGUGUCAUCUACCGGAUUACCUCCCGUUAUCCAGGCCAUCCGGCGGGCAGCUUCUAUUAUCCGAAGAGCAAGCGCCUGCCCCCAAUUGCCACGUUCCAGUUCAUCAAGCUGAAGGAAUACGAGCUUAGCGAGGUGUUCAACAUUGCCGAGGACGAUCGCAAAUAUGAGACGGUCCAGACCCAGACCCAUCUCGAUGCCGAGCACAGCCAUGUGGAGAUGAACAACGAGCUCUCGGCCAGCAUCGAGCGGGAGCGCCAGACGGAGCAGCAGCAGGAGCCACAGCAGCAGCAGGAGCCACAGCAGCAGCAGCAGCAGAAGCUGCAACAGUUGCAGCCAUUCAAUGACGAGAGGCAGCGCAUCCGGUCGCAGCUGCUGGCCAAAAUGAAUCCCAUCUACAGCGGCAGCAGCAACAACAGCCAACAGCCCCCGCAACUGGGCAGCGUGGUGCCCAAGAACGACAAGCACGCCAUCUUGCAGAGCAUCGCCAGCAGCUACCGGCGUGCCACGGAUGCCGCCACUAAUAACAUCAGCUCCAACCUGACGGCAUCCUCCGCCACCUCCCCCGUCUCUGCUCUUCAAUCGCAAAAGCAAACGCAAACGCAAACCCAAUCACAGUCGCAGUCGCAGUCCCCAGUGGGCAGGGGAAAUCUAUCCCGACGUCGCUCUCAGUCGCAGCGACGUCGCGACUGUCGCGUGAGCCACUGGUCAGAGUGGACGGCCUGCAGCAAGAGCUGCGGCAUCGGGGAGAUGCAUCGCUAUCGCAAGGUCAUCAAGCACGGCAAGCGGGGCGGCCGCCCGUGUCCGGCGCUGCAGCAAUCCAAGUGGUGCGGCACCGAGCGCAACUGCCACGAGCCCCAGACCUACUUCAACUGGUCCGACUCUGACACAUGAACGAGCCCCGGGGUGGAGCAGGAGGCGCAGGCUCCGAUAUAAAUAUAAUUUUAAUUUACGGCGUAAGAAUUGCUUUUUUUCUGUGCGAGCAACAAGAGAAGAAUAAGACGAAGCUACAGGAAGGAAGGAGAAGCAGGAUUCGGGCAGAGGAUACAGGGAUACCUGCCCCAAAAUGAGAUUUUAAUUUAAAUUUAGAUUACGAUACGAAAUUGAUUUUAAAGCAGCAAGCACCGCCAGGCCAGAGGAUAGAUAAAGGAGAGUGGAUAACUGGAAGACAUGGCAUAUGAAGCAGAGAGGAUGAAGGGGAAGACUACUGACAAUAUUUAACACAAAAAGGAUUUAGACAAAGAGGCAGAAGGGAGGCGUGAAAGCAAACCCACCAUCAGGCCUGCAGCAGCUCCAAAUUUUAGCUAUUUUUGAUUUCAACCUCAUUUCGAUUCGACUUUCAGUUGCUUUAGCUCUAAAUAAUAUGUAAAAAUCAACAGCAACAAGAAAAUAUAUUAUAAAACAAACAAAAGAACAAAACA
Drosophila subobscura is the source of this 2820-nucleotide messenger RNA. RefSeq lists its product as uncharacterized. The record is from RefSeq and is a predicted model, not a curated record. Bases 413 to 2293 code for a protein of 626 amino acids. NCBI's taxonomy places the organism in Eukaryota, Metazoa, Arthropoda, Insecta, Diptera, Drosophilidae. Gene Ontology annotation, cellular component: extracellular matrix. The transcript has 6 exons. Gene Ontology annotation, biological process: cell adhesion.